GCUCGGUUCCGUUCUGUGAAAUUUCUGCGCUGGAGAUUGAUUUUCGACCAAUUACGCAGAACAACAGAAGUUGACGUUAUACUAAUCUUAGAAAUUUUUGUUCUUAUUCGUGGUUUUUGGAUGAUAAUGUCGGAUUAAAGUUGAUUUUUCGUUGCAUUAACUGAUUGAAUUUUAUAAAUCGGACUGUAAUAGCCGAUUUCCUAUAAUUUCGGGAUCGCGGUAAUAAUCGGUAGUGUCACUGAACUGAUUUUCUUUUCGUUGCACUAAUCGUGUUGCUAAAGUUUUUUUUUGUCAAUUUUAUCAAAGCAGGUGUGUCAAUAAUCUGUUCGAUUGCGCGUUAACGAACUUCUCGGUCCAUAAAAACCCUAUUAAAACAUUUACACAUUGAAAGUGCUAUUAAUAUUGUGUAUGUGUCUUAAAUGCAGCGAGUAAAAGGACACGGAAAUCAAGGUGGUGUACGAAAUGGAACAGAAAACAGCGAACAUGAAAACGUGAAUAAUUGGGCAGCUCAUCAAAACUACAACGCUGCUCCAAAUGGGUCUCUAACGGUCGCUUCGUACUCUAUGUCAAAUUACUAUGGAGCUUCAUAUCCUUACCCGGCUUAUUGUGUAGGAGAUGGCGCUAGUGCUUGGCCAAAUAAUGAAGGUAUUACUUACGUGAGCGAUUAUAACGGACAAAUGGCUCCGGCUGAAGCCGCUUACGGUAUGGAGGGUAUGUUCGGGGCAGCGUACACGGCUCCUUUUGCACAAACGCCGGCCCCAAACGCUACCUCGUUCAAUUAUUUCCCCGCUAAUGCGGAAUAUCAAGCAUGGGAGACGAGCGCUUCGCUACCUCCUAUGGCGGACAAACAGUACCAAGAGUAUUAUAGGGAGAAUUUAUACGAUACGACGAAAGCGAUGAAAGGAUUAGAUCAACGAUUGCACAAUUUAGAUAUAAACGCGGAUACAAAUUCGAACAAAAUGCUGGACCCGUCCAAGUACUGCUACGGCGUUGUGAAACCAGACCCUUAUACGAAUUCGGUUCCGCAAGUCGUCGAAAAGAAAACCACCUGGGCUUCAAUCGCGAAACAGCCAGCUAAACCGAUGCCGCAAACGAGCAGCAGCGGUACGAAGAAAAAAGGACCCGGUAUGCCGCCUCCGCCGAUCGUUCCGGGACGUCACAAUAUCGAUUUGAAUACUUGGGAAGUGAAGAAUAACAAUGUUUCGAAACCUCCGGUAGCUCAAGCGCCUCCGCCUCCUCCUACAGUCAAUUCUCUCGCUAAACCGAUCUGGAACGGCCCGAUCAUCAGUCCGGAACCGCCGUCCGAGCCGGUCAUGCAUAUGCCCCCGAAUACAUCGGCUCCGCCGCCGCUACUUCCGUGUACCUCAGCACCACCACCGCCGUUAGCUCAAAAAAUUUACGCCACUAGUGUGAUAACGAAUAGACCUCCGCCUCAGGCGCUGCCAGCCACCGUGUACCAGGCACCGCCACCGCCCCAGCAGCAACAGCAGCAGCUGCCGCCCCAGCCGCAGCCGCCGCAACAAUCGGUAGCCAAACCGCCCGUAUCAACGUCACCGCCUCAAAGACAAACGUCAACGUCGCCGGUACCGCCGCCGUCGGUGGCGUCUUCGACGUCGUCGUCGUCGUCGCCCUCUUCGUCCGCCGUGUCGCCGCAUUCGGUUGUCGAUAAACUAAGAGAUAAAAAUAAUUACAAUCCAUCCGAGCUAGAGUUACCACCCAAAGGUACCCGUUUCUUUGUAAUUAAAUCGUAUUCCGAAGACGACGUGCAUCGUUCGAUCAAAUACGAAAUUUGGUGUUCGACCGAGCACGGUAAUAAACGUUUGGACGACGCGUUCAAUGAUCAAAAAGCCGUCAACGGUGCCGUGUAUCUUUUCUUUUCGGUCAACGGUUCGGGACAUUUUUGCGGCGUAGCGCGUAUGAUAUCGGCUGUCGAUUACGGAGCGUCUAGCUCCGUCUGGGCACAAGAUAAGUGGAAAGGACAGUUCAGAGUACGUUGGAUUUACGUCAAAGACGUACCGAACGGUCAAUUAAGACAUAUACGCUUGGAGAACAACGAAAACAAACCGGUAACUAACUCAAGAGAUACUCAAGAAGUGCACUACGAUAAAGGCGUCAACGUUUUGAAAAUCAUACACUCGUAUUCGCACACCACCUCGAUAUUCGACGAUUUUACGCACUACGAGAAACGCCAAGAAGAAGGAGAUUGUAUUAAAAGAGCGCCGCCACCUCCUCUCCAUCAACCGCCCCAUAGGAAUAACGCUUUCAAUACGAGGAGCUCUCAGAAUAAGGAUCGAGACGGUCGAGACGGUCGAGAUGGUCGAGAUAGUCGAGAUGGUCGAGAUAGUCGAGAUGGUCGAGAUGGUCGAGAUGGUCGAGACGGCAGCGGCAGUAAUAAUUACAAUUCGAAUCAUAACCGUCGCGGCGGCGGCAGCGGUCGAGACGGUCGCGAUCGAGAUGGUCGAGAUGGUCGCGAUGGUCGGGAUGGUCGAGACGGCGGCAUGGGCCGCGACGACCGCGGUGGUCGUAAUAACAAUGGCAAUAAUUUCACUAACCACAGGAACCAAUGGAACUCAUUACGAUCGUAGUUUAAUUAAUAUUGUACAAUAGAUAUUUGUUUUUCUUAUUUCCCGCGACCUGCCCCUGUCACUGUCCCUCUUCCCCCUCCCCCCUCGAUUCCCCUUCGACGCACUAUUUAUUGUCGCCGAUAGUCGUUCAAAAAAAAAAAGAAAAACAUAUUGUUUUAUGAUAUGUGAAUGAAAAUUUAGCACGGCUGGGUGACGAUUGCAGUGUUGUUCGAAAUUCGAACGCAACACGGUUUUCGUAUCGAAAAUUGAAUCAUCGUCUUAUAUUAUAUAUUUUUUUUUUACAAUACGUAAGUAUUUUAUGGUAGGGCGAGUGUUAAGCUGAUUUUUUUUUAGUUUGGUGUGAAAUUUAAUAUUUAUUUGUGUACUCUUCUUCGAUUUAUUUUUUUAAUGGAAUUUUUUCUCUCGCAUUUAACAUAUCGUUGUGUGUGUGUGUUUGUGUGUAAAUUUUGCCCCAAUUAUUAUUUUUUUUUGAAAAAAAAGGAUAUUUAACGAAAACUGAAUAAUUUUUAUACAAGUGGAGUUUUAACGAGUAAUUUUUUUGUUGUUGUUUUUAUACGAUGGUCAAAUUUUAUUAAUUCUACUCUUUUUUUUUUUAAUCGAUGAUUUUUAUACGCGUGAUGAGAUUUUGCUGUUUACCCCUGACCCUUCCCUCCUUCCCAAAAUCGAUUCGAUUCUGUUUGUAUUUUGGUACGUACCUUUGAAUAGAUUUUGUGAAUUACGAAGUACAAAAUAUUUUGGUAUAAAAACGUUUGCUAUAUUAUAUCUUUGGAUUUAAGUACAUGCGAAGUAUAAGGAUGUAUUUUUAUAAGAGGAGGGUUCAUUGAUUCGAGCGAAAUUACCGGCGAGAUGAAUUGCGUAGGUAGGUACGCGAAUUACGAAUUAUAUGCAAUUGUAUAUUGUACACUGUUGUUACGAGAGGUGGUUUGAUUUCCUGUGCGGAAAUUUGUGAAUAAUUGUGUUCGAAUCGAAGUCUCAAUACGAUAUACGAGUACGUAGGUAGUUAGAUACUACAUAGAAGGAUCGCUUGAGCGAAGAGCGAAGAUUAACGACCGCGUGUAAUAUGCGGUUGCAUGACAUAAUGUCAGAAAAUCGUCAGCUUUUUUGGAAAUACUGUAGAGAAAUAGCGGAUACGUGGGAUGGACAUUGGACAGCGGGGCGUUGAACUGUUCAGUUGCGAAAUGUAAACCGAUAGAAAAAUUUUUCAGUACUCUUUUGUUUCACGAUGGCCUACUUUGAUGGGAUUUUUUGAUGAUAGGCUCAGCAGGGUUUGGUCGAUGAGAAGUUUAAUUAGCAGUUUGUUGAUGUUACUGUGUUUUUUUUUUGGGGCAUUAUUGGUUUAAAUUUACGAGAGAAUUACGUGUUUGGAUUAUGUAGGAUUUGGUGUGGUAGUUUUUUUUUUUUUGGAUGUGUUCAUCGAUCUCUAUGGGACAACGGUUUUUCGUCACGUGUUCGUUGUUCGUUCAAAAUUUGGUAUAUUUUUGCUAAAAAUUGAAAAUCGAUACAAAAUUGAUUGAAUUUUGACGUCUCAUCUCAAAAUUGAAUAAUAUUCGAGCUCAAUUGAAGAAAAACCGACGUUUUUCGAUGAAAUUAAAUCAUUUCUGAUAGGUGGGGGGGGGGGACAAAACCAAUAUUGUUUUUUACAAAUCGAAAAAAUUUGUAUUUUUUGACAAUUUCUAAUAUUAUCGAUUUCAAGUCGCGAACGUGGUUCAAAAUCGAUCGAAUAAUUUUCGAUUGGACCGAUUUUUAACGACGUUGAUUAUGCAAGAAAAGGAUAUUUUUGAUGAAAUUGAUCUCAUUUUUAGCUCCGUGAUUUCGAUUAUUAUAGAAUAUAGAUUGUUUUCGGCUCAUGAAAUCGAUUUUCUGAACGCAGAAUCCGAGAAGUCGAUAUUUUUGAUGAAAUUGAUGUAUCAAUUUUUGGCAUAGUGAUAUCGACUCAUAUUGAUCCAAUGAUCCUAUUCAAUCAAUUAAAUCGAUAUAUCGAAUGGAAAUAUCACAAAGUCGAUAUUUUUUGAUCGAUUUUCAUAGCGCACAUCUGUGAAAAAACAGUAUUUUUGAUGAGAUCGAUUUAUCGAUUUUCAACUCCCAUGAUUUCGACUAAAAUCGAUUAGGUAUAUUCGAUCCAUAAAACAUAUAUCGAAUAAAAAAUCGCAAAUAUCAAUAUUUUCCUAGAUAAUUUUUAUGCAGCAUUUGAAAAAUUUGUAUUUUUAAUGAAAAUCAUUUAUCGAUUUCUAGUCAUAUGAUUUUGACUGAUAUCGAUCAUAUUCGAUCCAUAAAAUCGAUAUAUUAUAUCGAAUGGAAAUAUCGCGAACGGCAAAGCCGAUAUUUUUCUGAUCCAUUUUUUUUCAGCACACGUGAAAAAUUGAUAUUUUUGUUUUGAUGAAUUCGAUUUAUCGAUUUUCAACUCCAUGAUUUCGACUAAAAUCGAUUAUAUUCGAUCCAUAACACAUGUAUAUCGAAUUUUAAAAAAUCGCAAAUAUCGAUAUUGUCCUGCUCGAUUUUUACCACUGCAUUGAAAAAAUUUGUAUUUUUGAUGAAACUCAUUUAUCGACUUCUAGUAGUUCUAGUCUCCUGAUUUUGACUGAUAUCAAUCAUAAUCGAUUCUUAAAAUCGAUACAUCGAAUGAAAAUAUAGCAAGGUCGAUAUUUUUCUGUUCAAUUUUUACAGCACACGUGAAAAAAAAAUGAUAUUUUUGAUGAAAUCGAUUUAUCACAUUUUCAACUCCAUGAUUUCGACUGAAAUCGAUUAUAUUCGAUCCUUGAAAUGUAUAUAUCGAUUAGAAAUAGCGAAUAUCGAUAUUUUCCCAAUCGAUUUUAAUGCCACCUGUAGAAAAUUUGUACUUCUGAUGAAAAUCAUAAUAUCGACUUCUCGUCCCAUGAUUUUGACAGAUAUCGACCAUAUUCGAUCUAUGAAAUCGAUAUAUCGAAUGAAAAUAUCACAGUUCGAUAUUUUUCUGAUCAAUUUUUACAUCACACUUGGAAAAUUGGUAUUUUUGAUGAAAUUGAGGUAUCGAUUUUUAGCUCUUUAAUUUCGAUUAAAAUCGAUUUUAUUCGAUCUCUGAAACAUAAUAUAUCGAAUAAAAAAAAUCGCAAAUAUCGAUAUUUUCGCAAGCAAUGUUUACACCGCACCUGAAAAAUUUUGUAUUUUUGAUAAAAUUCAUUUAUCGUUUUCUAGUUCCAUGAUUUCGAUUAAUAUCGAUUAUAUUCGAUCCAUAAAAUCGAUAUAUCGAAUGAAAAAAUUGUGAAGUCGAUAUUUUUCUGAUGGAGUUUUAACAAUGUACGACGUGAAAAAUGUAUGCUUUAGAUGAAAUUGAUUUUAUAGAUUUUGACUAAUAUAUCGAUUAUUUUCGAUCCUUGAAAUCGAUACGUCGAAUGAAGAAAUAACGAUGUCGAUAUUUUCUAGUCAAUUUUUUUCUUUUCUCAAAAUUUAAUUUGAGCCUGAUUCCGAUGUAAAUCGACUGUUUUUCAAAUUGAUUAAAUCGAUCUAUGUACCUGUACCAUUAUGCAUGUAGGUAGAUCGACUUCGAACACAAUUUCGAACCCGCGAAUCGAUUUUUAUCACAUUCUACAAGAUCAUUUUAAUUUUUCAUUUUGUUGUUUUCGUUCAAACCCAGCGUGGUAAUUUUCCUACCCAGUCUCAUUCUUAAAUUUGUAGCUCACACGUUAUCGAAACAUCGAUUAUCGAUUUGAUAAAUCUACUACGUUUGUGAUAUUUUUCAACAUUUUGGUUUCAGAGUAAACGAUGCGAUUCAAAUAGCCUAUGAAGUGACGAACGUGUCACUGUUUUCACUGCCCCAUUUUCAUUUGAAAAUCAACGUAUCGAAUUAUCGAUUUUAUCAAAAUUCUCGCAAUUUAAACUCGUUUUCACUUUUCAAGUCCUAAAAAGUAUUGAUCAUGAUUUUUUUUCUUUCGAAAAAUGUCAUUUCAUCGAUGGAAAUUCAAACAUAUUGAGAGAAAGAGGAGGUAAUUUUUUUCUAAAUUACCGAAGAAGAAAAUUAGGUACAACGAUCGAAACUCGUCUUGAAAAAAAUUUCGUCUCUUGAGAAAAGUUGUCUUUUUUGUUGUUUUAUAAUUUAAUUGGAAUUUUUUUGUGUUCAUGAAAUAUCUUCAUUUCAAAGAGAAAACGAAAGCUCAUAAAUUCUGCGUCUUUUUUUUUCCUUCGAAAAAAUACCUCUAGCGUUGUACUCGAAAAUCCUUGAAAAAUUUCAAACUACGCGAAUUUUUCGAACUGGAUUUUUUUUCAUCGUUAUCGUGUUUUUCAUCCUUUACGGAUGGAAGCCAUCGUGAAAUGACGAUACGUGUACCAAUCUCAUUUACUUGUACAUUUGACCUCAUUUAUUUUGGAAAAUGUGAUCUCAAAAUUUUUCAAAUUACAUAAAUACCUUAGUUUUUUUCUCGAUGUUUUAAAGGAAUAAUUCUCUUGCUCGGUGUAAAAAAAAAUUACAAAUACAGCGUUCUAAUGGAAUAAAAAUGCAUAUUUUUUUUUUUUUGUAAUGAAGAUUUGAUUACAUUUAACGGAUAACUUUUUAUUUAUUUAUUUUUUUUAAAUGAAGAUUUGAUCAUAUUUCAACGGAUAACUUUUUAAUUUAUUUUUAUAAAAAUGAAUAUUUGAUCAUAUUUCAACGGAUAACUUUUUAAAUUUAAUUCUUGUUUUCCUCGAAUCGUAACUCCUCCCUUACUUAGUACAUUUUGUUAAAUGUGUACGCACACGCUUUUUAUUAUAGUAUUCGGUGUAGUGUUAAUUAUUAUAAUUCCCUUACCCCACCUUUAUGUUUUUCCAAAUAUAUACCUAUAAACUGUGGCCAUGUGACUCGCUAAUUUAUAUAUAUUUUUUAUUCUCGUUCGAUUUUUAAUUACUGUAAAUUCUAAUUCGACCAUUUUUUUGACUGAUGUUUCGCGUAAUUAAUUUUUUUUUCUAAUGUAAACGUGAAGUUUUUAAAGCAUUUGCCCUGUUGUAUAACCUGUUCAUACAUCUACCGAUGUCUGAUACUGUCAUUUUUUAAAAAAAUUAUUCUAUGUAAUACUUAUUUAUUUUUUUUUUUCACAUACGUAAUGCGUAAUAGCUCUUAAAUGGCGUGAAAAUUUCGUUAUUAAGUAAGCUUUUUUUCCUUUUUUUUUUUUUUUUUUUGAAUUCUAUGUAUUUUAAUAAUGAAUUUCUUAUAACAAUUUUUCUUUUUUUUUCUUCUUCUUUCAUUUUCUUGUUAUGUAUUCUUGUAAAAUAUUGUGAUAGAAACUACGAAUUUUUUAUUUCCUCCGCCGUUUCUUAUUUUUUUUUCUUCUUUGAAAUUUUUUUUGUAGAACGUAAUGUUUUGUGUGAUUUUUAUAUUUAAAAAAAAAAUUGAGAACGUUCGAGAUGUUUUUAACAAUAAGAAUUUAUUUGAUCGAGAAAUACUCGCGUUCUCAAAUACCAAAAAGUUCUGAGAACUAUGAAACUGCUAAAUACCAAUACCAUUUAAUUUCUUUUUUUUUUCAUUGUAUAUAAGAAAGUAACCAUAAAAGACGUCGAAUUAACGAAAUAUAUACUUUUUUUUUGAAAUUUUUUUUCUCGAAUGACCAUAUUUACUGUGUAAUUUUACGUAUAUAAUAAUAAUACUACCUAUAUACCUGUAUGUUUAGUAGAAAUAUUUAAUUUUUGAUUGUGAUAAAGGGUUUGUUUAUUUUUUAUUUUUCAUUCAUUAUUGUUUACGUACUUCUUAAUGUUUUACACUGGCAUUUGUAUAAAUAAUGAGUAGAAGCACCCGUUAAAUAAUUGUUUGAGAGUUACGCGAUUCGUUAUUCAACAUUUUUUCCCCCGAUUUCUUAUAUUCGGCCAACCGCGUGUGGUUCGUUGUGUGUGUGUUUUAUGUCGUAAGUUUUUAUUAUUUACCUAUGAUACUAUAAUUUUUACAAUGGAGAAACAAAACAAGGAAAUACAUCGUAUUGUAUUGUAUCGUUUACGUAUAAAUUGAAGCGAAUUAACGUAUUCGUAGCGUAGUUUAAUAUUUUACAUGUAUGUUUAAAGAGAGAGAAAAAAAAUUGGUUUGAAAAGAAAAACAAAAGUAUAAAAUUGAUGGAAAAAAUCGUGUGAUUAACAGUUUUAUCAUUUUACGUGUCUUAGAGUAAAUUUUUUUUUUCGUAUUAGCUUGUAUACGCAAUUAGUUUUUAAACAUUUUUAUUUUUAGUUGAUCGGGUAUCAUUUUUUUUCAUACUACUUCAUCGUUUUGUUAAUUAUAUGUAUUUUAGAAAUCACUUGAAAUAAAUGAUAUUUUUUAAUGAA
Planococcus citri (citrus mealybug) is the source of this 8837-nucleotide messenger RNA. It is a transcript of the gene Ythdf, whose product is annotated as YTH domain-containing family protein. The record is from RefSeq and is a predicted model, not a curated record. Lineage: Eukaryota; Metazoa; Arthropoda; Insecta; Hemiptera; Pseudococcidae. Gene Ontology annotation, molecular function: mRNA binding; N6-methyladenosine-containing RNA reader activity. Gene Ontology annotation, biological process: mRNA destabilization. The coding region runs from base 420 to 2585 and encodes 721 amino acids. The transcript has 4 exons. Gene Ontology annotation, cellular component: cytoplasm.